Messenger RNA from Pseudophryne corroboree (corroboree frog), 988 nucleotides. Its product is annotated as olfactory receptor 2AP1-like. NCBI's taxonomy places the organism in Eukaryota, Metazoa, Chordata, Amphibia, Anura, Myobatrachidae. Gene Ontology annotation, cellular component: membrane. The transcript has a single exon. Gene Ontology annotation, biological process: G protein-coupled receptor signaling pathway. The coding region runs from base 11 to 988 and encodes 325 amino acids. The record is from RefSeq and is a predicted model, not a curated record. Gene Ontology annotation, molecular function: G protein-coupled receptor activity; olfactory receptor activity.
CCACCAGCCCAUGGCUAAUCAGACCGAUAUCUCUGACUUCAUUCUACUUGGAUUCCCAGGAAUUGCAGAGAAGUUCCACACCCCGGUGUCCAUAGCGCUGUUUCUGGUCUACAUCAUAUCGCUUUUCGCCAACGGCACAGUGAUAGCUUUGAUAACUUGCAAUCACCACCUGUACCAGCCCAUGUACCUGGUUAUCGUGAACCUCGCCAUUUCAGACCUCCUGUUCGACACGGUAACAUUGCCAAAAAUCAUUGCCAAGUAUUGGUUUGAUGAUGGUGGUAUCUCAUUUGCUGGAUGCAUCUUCCAAUUGUUCUGUGCUCAUUUCCUGGGCGCCUUUGACUCCUAUAUCCUCCUACUGAUGGCUAUUGACCGGUACGUUGCCAUUUGCAAGCCGCUGAGAUAUACCUCCAUAAUAACCAACAGGCGUAUCAUGAUGCUUUGCUGUUUCUUCUGGUUCUUCACAGCUAUUAUUGGCUUAAUCAUCGCUCUUCUGGACUCCAACGUACCUUUGUGUGGGCAGAAUGGAAUCAAGAGCUGUUUCUGCACCAACACGGCCGUCUUGUCCAUGGCGUGCACCGACGUCACAUCUCUCAGGCGCAUGAUCUUCGGGAUCGCAAUGUUUGUCCUUCUGCUGCCGCUGACUUUCAUCCUAUUCUCCUACGGGGUCAUCAUCAAGGUGGUCAUCACGCAGACCCACGCUGAAAGCCGGAGGAGAGCGUUUUACACCUGUACUACUCACCUGGGUGUGAUCGGUUUAUAUUUUGUACCACGGAUAUUUGUCUACGUGGCCAACCAGGUCAAUCUAAUCCUCAACGUUGACUUGAAUGUGCUUAUUCUCUGUUUCUACACGUUUGUCCCGCACAUGGCUAACCCCAUCAUUUACUGCCUGCGGACCGUGGAGAUCAGGAGAACUCUUAAGAACCUCAUCAAAAGGAGGAUACUGAUGAAAACACUGCGCUUACCGACUGUCCGUACAAUUACACACUAA